GUAAGUGUCAGUCGCUCUCUCACACAGUAGUUAGAGAAGAUGGAGAAGUUUAAGAUGGUUCUGGACAUCGCUACCAAGCAGAACAGCCUCGGGUUCGGGGCGGUCGCCCUGGUGACAGCGGGCGGGGAGCAGUUCUUCUCCGUGGCGAUGUUCUCUUGUCCCUGCAAUGACCUGAACUUCGUCUACGGCAUGGUGUUCCUGCUGGUGCCCGCCCUGGCUCUCCUGCUGCUGGGUUACAUCCUGAGUAAGAAGACGUGGAAGACGCUGACGGGUGUGUGCCAGCGCCGGGCCGCGCUGUGCCGCUGGAGGAGACUGACCGUCAUCUGCACGGCCCUCUUCCAGGUGAGCAGCACCGCGCUGGUGGCGCCUGCCAGCUGGAUCGCUGUGGCUCUGAUCAACGGGAAAUUCUAUGAGUGUGCGAUGACCGGGACCAAUGUGACCGCUUACAACAAGUACCUGUGUGGAGAGAAGGGCUCCCGGCUCCAGUGUCAGCAGGAGCUGUACAGGCUGCCCUGCGGGACAGGCAUCAGUGUCCCGCAGCUGGACAGGCAGGAUGUCCUGCUCACCCUGAAAGCUCAGUCUCAGGUUCUGGGUUGGCUGCUCGUCGCCUCUAUCAUGUUGUCCAGUCUGCUGCUGACCUGUGUGGCUCGGUGCACCUCCCCCAUCAGUUACCUGCAGAUCCGCUUUUGGAGAGACUAUGUCCAUGAAGAGAGCAGCCUGAUGGAUUCAUAUACCACCAAACACGCCAAACAGCUCGCUGAGAGGAACGUGAAGAGCUUCUUCAACAAGACACCGUCCGAAGAAAUCAUCACCCCUUCCAACAAGGACUGGGAGAAGAUCUCCUCCCUCUACACGUUCAGCACCAAAGACAACUACUACAGCACCUUGCACCGGGCGGUGGAGGACUGUCAGGAGGUCGACAACGGGAUGAUAAGGUUGACUUCGGUCAAGUCAAAUGAGCCUGUUGACCCCAACCCUUUGGUUCUUGGUUUUUAUGAUGGCUCGGUGUGACAAGAUUUUUCAGCAUCAAAGGAUGUCUGAGUUAGGGUUAGAGCAGUUUGCUGAUACAUGAAUUAUAGAGUGAAGUGUUCAUAGUGCAGGUCUGGCUCUGAGGAGUUCAUCCAGAGAGCCUAGGGGGGGCAGCAGGCUACUUGGUCAAAAUCCAAAGCAUACCGACACAUUAUAACGCAACGCCGCCCCCUGCUGUCAUGGACACAAAUACAAGACAGGGUUUAAUCAGUAACUGGAAAAGAGCUUUUUGGAUCAUGUGAAUUAUGGAAGUUUUUAGACCUCUUUAUUCAAAUGGCAAAGCAUUUAGCAUUUGACAACGUCUCCAAUUUUCAAAUGCAAUUUGAAUAUCACAACACAUUAAACACGGUUCAAUAACAGUUUUUCCCUGCCACAGUCAGACUGAUGGCAAAAACAAAAUAAAACACUGAACAAUUCACUGUGAUUAAAUGUGCAAUACUCCUCACUACUACACUCUACUGUGAAAUACCACUGUGCAGUAUUUGCAAUAUUUAUUUCAUGACAAAUGCGAUACCCCCCAUAGUUGUCACAGACCCAUUACCCUUAGGACAGUGUUUAUAACCUGUAUAUAUGUAUUAUUGCUACUCUAACAGUCCUUCUUUUUGGUAUGUUUACAAGCUCCUGGUUUACAGUAGUACUGACACUCCACUUACAGUAUUCAUAAUUUAUCAUAUUUUUGUGCAGUCUUUUGUAUCAUAUUUAAGUUUUUUUUAUCUUAUUUUAUUUACAUUGUGUAAUCUUUGUGUUUUAAUUUGUGUGCUUUUCUUUGCCCUUAACUCUUUUUUUACUUUACUUUUUACUUUUUACUCAAAGAGCCUGCACAAGAAUCCCUAUGUGCCUGGACUGUUUGGUGUAUGCACAAAUGGCAAAUACAAAUCUUGAAUAUGCAUUUUUCAUUUGACAAUUUAACAUGCAAACAUUUUAAAUAAAAAAAUAAAAACACC
Molecule: messenger RNA, 1973 nt
Organism: Perca fluviatilis (European perch)
Lineage: Eukaryota; Metazoa; Chordata; Actinopteri; Perciformes; Percidae
Product: calcium homeostasis modulator protein 6-like
Molecular function (GO): monoatomic cation channel activity
Source: RefSeq, a predicted model, not a curated record